AUGAAGCAUGCAGAUAUUCGGCGCCAUCUGACGCGAAAUAAUGUGGAGAGACGGAUGCUGAUGGUCGACCAAGCACUAGCUAGCGGACAUGCUCACCAAGGCGCAUGGCUCGUUGACUAUCAAGUAUCUGAAUUGAAGCAGCGUCACCAGUUAGAUUACCAUGCCAUGGCGAGAAGUGGAGCUAGUUUGUAA
This is a messenger RNA of Plasmopara halstedii, 192 nucleotides long. RefSeq lists its product as uncharacterized. The transcript is spliced from 2 exons. The coding region runs from base 1 to 192 and encodes 63 amino acids. Lineage: Eukaryota; Oomycota; Peronosporomycetes; Peronosporales; Peronosporaceae. The record is from RefSeq and is a predicted model, not a curated record.